UGUGUGCGUUAAACGCGAGUUAAACGCGUAGCUGUUAUGACUCAAAAUGGCGCGUGUAGGAUGGUUUUGUUUUCAGUUGGAAGAGGGGGAAAUUAUGGCCGCAAGGCGCCAUGUUUAUGUCUGGCUUCGUGUGCUGCUGAAAUACGAGGAAAUCUCUGUGGUGCUUGUGACUGAACGCGCGCGGGGGGUUGCAUGCAGGCUCCAUUGCGCGUUCAUGCACGCCUUGCUUUCAAAUGCUUGAUCUUCGAGCGUUUCCUGUCAUGCACGGUGGAUUAAAUGCAUUUUGUGCUGUUUUUAAAUGAUGCACACUCGUUUUUUGGCGCUCGCUUGUGUGUUGCGUUCAUUUCCAGUCGCGCAUCUUGUCGCAGUCCUUCGCAAAUUAAAGGGGGCGAGCACGUCCCUGUGCCGUGGCCAAUGAAGAAUAAAGACGAUGGAUGAGGAGGUGACCAGGCUUGCUCUCCGCUCUCAGGAGCCGAAGAUUAUACUGCAUGGCUCAGAUGAAGGAGGCGCAGGUGAUGACGAGGAGGAGGAGUAUGUGGUUGAGCUGCAGGAGACGGUGCUGGUGUCCGAGGUGGAGGGUGAGGGAGCGUCCGUUCAGGGUUUCUCCUCAGACGAGCUCGUCAUUCAGGACGCAGUGGAGGAUGUGGUGGCCGAGUACGUGCACUGUGAUGAUGACGAGGGCGUCGCCGUGGAGACCUGUGUGAUGUCACUAGAGGGUGAGGAGGAGGAGGAUGGGGUCGCCAUGGCGGAGAUGACGGAGGAUGUGCUGGUGGAGGGGAGAGAGCAGGAGCACGACUCUGACAGCUGCGGAGACUACCUGAUGAUUUCCUUGGACGAUGCGGGUAAGAUGGUGUCAGGAGACGGAGACGAGGUGACGGUGGAGGGAGCCAUUGAUGAUCAGGAGGUGGAAAAGGAUGAAGAUGGACAGGAGGUUAUUAAAGUUUACAUCUUUAAAGCAGAUUCGGGAGAGGAUGAUCUUGGAGAAACCGUAGAUCUGGGCGAGAACGAGACUGUGGCUCUGGCCGAGCCUGUGGUUCGUCCUCUGAGAGAGAAGAUCUACAUGUCUGUGGGAGAUGGUCAUCACACACAGACUGACGGAGGCUCUAAGCUGUCGGAUGAAGUUUACAUGGAGGUUGUGGUUGGAGGUGAGGAGCCGGUUCCUCAUGACCGGCCGUAUGACAGCACUGCACUCAGCAAAGACUUCAUGCCUGUGGCCUGGGCCGCCGCUUAUGCAGGAGCAGAUGAAGGCUGUGAGAACCGUAAUGGAGCAGCGAGCGCUUUACUGCACAUCGACGAGUCGGAUGCACUGGAUAAACUCAACCGGCAACACGGCAAGAACAGGAGACGAGCUGAACCUCGACAGGUCCAGACAGCGAUCAUCAUCGGCCCGUAUGGACAGCCUCUGACCGUCUAUCCCUGCAUGCUCUGUGGCAAGAAAUUCAAGUCCCGCGGCUUCCUGAAGCGGCACACGCGCAACCACCACCAGGACGUGUUGACCCGCAAGAAGUACCAGUGCACCGACUGCGACUUCACCACCAACAAGAAAGCCAGUCUGCACAACCACAUGGAGGUGCACGCGCUCAGCAACAAAGCCCCGUUCGAGUGUGAGACCUGCGGGAAAGAGUUCCACCAGCAGGCGGCGCUGUUCUCACAUCGACUCCAGCACCAUCAUCGUGAGCAGAAAACCCCCACCGCCAUCGCAUCUCCGCUUCCUCCGGCCACCGCAAACAAGACACACAAGUGCAAGUUUUGCGAUUACGAAACUGCAGAGCAAGGUUUGCUCAAUCGCCACCUGCUGGCCGUUCAUAGUAAGAGCUUCCCACAUAUUUGCGUCGAGUGUGGAAAAGGUUUCCGACAUCCGUCGGAGCUCAAAAAACACAUGCGAACGCACACCGGCGAAAAGCCGUACUCGUGCAUGUAUUGUGACUACAAAUCGGCGGAUUCGUCUAAUCUGAAGACGCACGUAAAAACCAAGCACAGCCGCGAGCUGCCGUUUCGCUGCGAACGCUGUGGGCAAACAUUUGCAGAGGAGGAGGAGCUAACGCAACACGCUACAACACACGACGAUGCACGCGGGCACCAAUGCAGCCACUGCGAUCAUCGCAGCUCCAACUCCAGCGAUCUAAAACGCCACAUCAUUUCCGUGCACACUAAAGACUACCCGCAUAAAUGUGCAGUCUGCGCGAAAGGCUUCCACCGGCCGUCCGAGCUCAAAAAACACUCCGCCUCGCACAAAGCCAAGAAAAUGCACCAGUGCCGCCACUGCAACUUUAAAAUUUCGGAUCCGUUCGUACUCAGUCGCCAUAUCUUAUCCGUUCACACCAAGGAGCCGCAGCAAACGGCGCAGCAGCAGCAACAAACCCCACCCACAUCACCACAACAAGCCCCGCCCACGGAAAAGAGCCCCGCCCCUAAGAGGACUAUAGGAGCUGCGCAGUUAGCAGCGCCCGCGGUUAAGAAAGCCGGCGGUGCGAAGGGUCAGCGCGAGAGACGUGUGUAUCAAUGUCAGUACUGCGAUUACAGCACGGGCGAUGCGUCUGGAUUCAAGAGACACGUUAUUUCCAUCCACACGAAAGACUAUCCGCACCGCUGUCAGUACUGCUCCAAGGGCUUCCGGAGGCCUUCGGAGAAAAACCAGCACAUUAUGAGACACCAUAAAGACAUGGUGCCGGCAGAAUGAGCAGAUCUGAUCCUCGUUUUUUUUUUUCCACUCACUUCCAGAAAGACACUAAACCGCCAGUGAUCUGACAUCUCCAUCACUCAUCAUCACUCAGCUUCUCUUCGUGUGUGUGUGUGUGUGUUGUGUCUGUCUGUAUGUGUGUGUGUGUGUGCACAUGCUCAGUGCUUAAUGAUCACAUGCUCUCCAGUCUUAAAGGAACAGCACGUCCUGAAAUGUAGGUGAUCGUCAUUUAUUCGCCCUCAUGUUGUUUACUUCCUACCAAGACACAUAAAAGGAAACUUUAAGUUAGAUUUUUUUCACAUUAUAAAUUUAAAAAUACAAUUUAUUAAUUAAAUAAUUCUAUAAAUAUGUAAUAUAUGCAAUAUUUUUAUACAUCAUCAGAUUUUUGAAGUCUGUGUGUAUAUAUAUAUAUACAUGUCUACAUAUAU
Molecule: messenger RNA, 3108 nt
Organism: Danio rerio (zebrafish)
Lineage: Eukaryota; Metazoa; Chordata; Actinopteri; Cypriniformes; Danionidae
Source: RefSeq, a predicted model, not a curated record